Molecule: messenger RNA, 377 nt
Organism: Drosophila grimshawi
Lineage: Eukaryota; Metazoa; Arthropoda; Insecta; Diptera; Drosophilidae
Product: anaphase-promoting complex subunit 13
Exons: 3
Coding region: 70-312 (80 amino acids)
Biological process (GO): protein K11-linked ubiquitination
Cellular component (GO): anaphase-promoting complex
Source: RefSeq, a predicted model, not a curated record
AAAACGUAAACAAUUUUAAUAAGAGGAUUAAAUAAAGCUGGAUAAUCAACGCAGCGCAUAAUAUAAGUGAUGGAUAGUCAAGCACCUAUUGAUGAUCUAUUAUUGGACAUUGUGGACAAUGCUUGGCGAAUGGAAGUAUUGCCCUUCGAUCAGAUAUUAGUACCAAUCGAGAAACUACCCGAUCCCGAAGCCGACGGCGGUGAUUCACAUCUAACAUUGAGUGAACAGGAACAAAAGUGGACGGACCUGGCGCUUGGCUCACUUGCUCCGGACGCCGCUUUAAUUGAUCAGUUGAAUAUAACAGCUAUCUAACCAAGGACGAGCAACGCCCGCGGCAGCACGUCUACGACGCUACUCCUGCCACAAAUUCACUUAAC